AUGCAUAAAGGACUAGCUCUAGUCGAAAGUCUUGCGUUAUGUUUCUUUGCCGUAUAUUUGCUUCAAUUGGGGUGGUCGGUACUUUCAUGUUCUUGGCAGGCUAAGCAACAAUCUGGCGAGUAUAUUCGAAGAUCAUACGAUGUUGUUCACAAAUUUGAUGGCAUGAGGAGAUUUGAUGAUUUUUCGGGCUUUCCUAAGUUGUCAACGAAUACUUAUGUGGAUAAUGUAUUAGUUAACAUUGAUAAUGAUCAGAACUUUAAAAAUGCCCGGGAAAAUGCCACGUUGCUAAUGUUGGUAAGAAAUCGAGAGUUGGAAGGAGCUUUGAAGUCGAUGCGUUCAUUAGAGGACAGAUUUAAUCGGCAGUAUCAAUAUGAUUGGACCUUCCUGAAUGAUGUGCCGUUCGAUAAUGACUUUAUAGAAGCAACAACCGCAAUGGCAAGUGGGAAAACUCAAUACGGACUGAUCCCAAGUGAGGAGUGGGAUCGUCCAGAUUGGAUUAAUGAAACCGUAUUCGAGACUAGCCUACAGUUGAUGAACGAAAAAGGUGUCAUAUAUGGAGGUUCGAAAUCUUAUCGAAAUAUGUGUCGAUUCAAUUCGGGUUAUUUUUUCAGGCAAGAGCUACUGCUCAAUUAUGACUAUUAUUUCAGAGUUGAGCCUGACGUCGAGUAUUUUUGUGAUUUCCCCUAUGAUCCUUUCAAGGUCAUGAGGGAGCAAAGAAAGAAAUAUGGAUUUGUGAUAUCCAUGUAUGAAUACGAAGAUACCAUCCCCACUCUUUGGGAUGCUGUAGAAGAGUUUAUGGAGGAAUAUCCCGAGUUGAUUGAUUUCGAUACAAAUAGUUUUGAUUUCAUCACUGAUAGCGGGUUGGUCGGAAAAAAUACGCCUAUCAUAGAUUCAAAUUCUAGAUAUAACCUAUGUCACUUCUGGUCUAAUUUCGAGAUAGCUGAUUUGAGGUUUUUCAGAAGUGAACGUUACAUUAAAUUCUUUGAAUUUCUAGAUUCAAAAGGAGGCUUUUACUAUGAACGUUGGGGUGAUGCCCCCGUGCAUUCCAUUGGAGUGGCAUUAUUAAUGAGGAGAGACGAAAUAAUUCAUUUUGACGAACUGGGCUAUUACCAUAUUCCUUUCAGCACAUGUCCUUCUUCGAAUCUCAUGAGAAUAGCACAACGAUGCGUUUGUGAUCCAGACAUUGAUGAAAAUAUUGAUGUUAGGUUAAACAGCUGUUUGAUGAGAUGGUGGAAGAAUGGAUCGGGCAAAUUCUUUAUGAAGCAUACAUAA
This is a messenger RNA of Lachancea fermentati, 1272 nucleotides long. The record is from the annotation of a GenBank genome assembly. NCBI's taxonomy places the organism in Eukaryota, Fungi, Ascomycota, Saccharomycetes, Saccharomycetales, Saccharomycetaceae.